Loa loa (African eye worm) is the source of this 541-nucleotide messenger RNA. Its product is annotated as TTR-51 protein. Gene Ontology annotation, cellular component: cell surface. The record is from RefSeq and is a predicted model, not a curated record. NCBI's taxonomy places the organism in Eukaryota, Metazoa, Nematoda, Chromadorea, Rhabditida, Onchocercidae. The transcript is spliced from 3 exons. The annotation marks the transcript as partial.
AGAUGAAUAUUAAAAUGAAUAUUGCAUUAUUCUUAUUUCUAACAAUACUUGGUAUUUGUAAUGGAAUGCGACUUCAAGCGGUACGAGUUAAAGGUCAAUUAAAGUGUGGUGACAAACCAGCAGCAAAUGUUAAGGUUAAACUAUGGGAUGAAGAUGAUGGGCCAGAUCCGGAUGAUGUAUUGGAUGAAAAUGAAACAGAUAGAAGUGGUAAUUUUGAUCUUCAAGGUAGUACUCGAGAAUUGACAAGUAUUGAUCCAGUACUUAAAAUUUAUCAUGAUUGUGAUGAUGGUAUUAAACCUGGUAAAAGGAAGGUUAAACUACGUAUACCGGGACAAUAUAUUGCUGCUGGUUCUACUGCAAGAAAAGCUUUCGAUGUUGGUGUACUAAAUUUGGAGACAAUAUUUCCAGAAGAGGAACGUGACCUUCUUUAAAAGUAAACAUGGAAGAUGACACGAUAUAGCAUUGUUAGAAGUAUCGUGAUAAAAUGAACUAAUUGUGAUUAUUUCAAAAAAAAAGAAAUUGAUAAUUAUAGUAAAUUGUG